CUAACUAAUACUAGGUAGUAUACUUGGGUACCGCCAAAAUCCGCAUCAUACCUGAAAGCGGGGAUAAGAGCGGGAGGGUAACAUAUGAUAGGUAACACUAAGUUCCGGGUUCCAGCCUUGCGUGUCGGAGCUGCCUUGAGCUUUACAAACCUUAGAAGUAGAACUCAAUGAAGCUGUUUCCUUCCAUACCUACAACCACCAACUAAAAGUUUGGAACAUUCAACACGACAAUCCAACCGACCAGACACCGAUCAACGAACUCGAUUAAUCUACCUCCGUAGUAAUCUGACCGCUUUCCGAACUUGCGCUAUUCAUUCUACCUUACACUAUCUUCACCAUUCCCACAAGAUGGAGUUCGGCACCAGGGGAGUUUUGAAUGAGGAUGGAAUUCAUGUUGAUAUGGAGAGAUUAAAGAAGGGCGAAGUCAAUCUUGGUACUUCGAUUAUGGCCAUUACUUUCAAGGAUGGUGUCAUUCUCGGCGCCGACUCGAGAACCACCACCGGUGCAUACAUCGCAAACCGAGUCACUGACAAGUUGACCCAAGUUCAUGACACCAUCUGGUGCUGCCGAUCCGGCUCGGCUGCCGAUACGCAAGCCGUCGCCGAUAUAGUACAAUACCAGCUGGGCAUGUUCGCGAUGCGGAACGGAAAGCCCCCCACCACUCAGACAGCUGCGGCCAUUUUCCAAGAAGUUUGCUAUUCCAAUAAGGAUCGGCUGAGUGCGGGACUCAUCAUCGCGGGCUGGGAUGAACGACACGGCGGCCAAGUCUAUGCUAUUCCUCUCGGAGGUUCUCUACACAAACAAUCUUACUCAAUCGGCGGCUCUGGCUCGACUUAUAUAUAUGGCUAUUGCGAUGCGAACUGGAAGGAGGGCAUGGAAGAGAAGGAUGCCGUCAACUUCGUAAAGGGGGCCUUGCAGGAGGCGAUCAAGUGGGAUGGCAGCUCAGGAGGUGUCAUUCGCAUGGUGGUGCUAACAAAGAAGGGCGCAGACCGGCACUUGUACUUACCUGAUGAGAAGUACGAGGCGCGGCAUUAAUAGAUGGCAUUGAAGGCAGCCAUGAAGAUGCGAGACCCAGUUGCGUUUUGAGGGUUGGGCGUGCCUGUGCCGUGUAGAGUAUCGCCCAAACCCACAUUAUCGUGGGCCCUCUAGGUGCGUAG
Molecule: messenger RNA, 1157 nt
Organism: Hypoxylon fragiforme
Lineage: Eukaryota; Fungi; Ascomycota; Sordariomycetes; Xylariales; Hypoxylaceae
Product: proteasome A-type and B-type
Exons: 7
Coding region: 349-1035 (228 amino acids)
Cellular component (GO): proteasome core complex
Molecular function (GO): threonine-type endopeptidase activity
Source: RefSeq, a predicted model, not a curated record